Molecule: messenger RNA, 342 nt
Organism: Magnolia sinica
Lineage: Eukaryota; Viridiplantae; Streptophyta; Magnoliopsida; Magnoliales; Magnoliaceae
Product: Bowman-Birk type proteinase inhibitor-like
Exons: 2
Coding region: 33-335 (100 amino acids)
Cellular component (GO): extracellular region
Molecular function (GO): serine-type endopeptidase inhibitor activity
Source: RefSeq, a predicted model, not a curated record
UGGCGUUUUGCUGUUUUCUUAAAGUCGGAGGAAUGGAGAAGAAAGCUUUGAGCGUUGUGUUGAUCGUGGCUCUCUUUGCCACCACUUUCCUGGAUCUUCACGCGAGCUUGGACUUCACUGCAGGAGUUGAUAGCGGCGAAGGUGGGCCAUGCUGUGACCAAUGCCUCUGCGCUCUAUCCUUCCCACCACAAUGCCAAUGCUUCGACGUGAAGAGCUACUGCCACCCCUCAUGCAAGGGUUGCCGUUGCACCAGGCCCAUUCCCCCUCAAUGCCGCUGUGUCGACAUUAAGGACCACUGUGACAAGACUUGCACAGCUACGGGCUAUGUGAACUAACGAAGAG